AUGACAAGUAUAGAAGAGGAAGAAGAUCAUACCCAAGAUUCACUUGGUAAUACAAUAAUCAACCCAUCUCAAAAAAUUGAAUCAACUAAUCAAAUAAUCAACCAUCCUAAAUUAUCCAUUAAUGAUCUACCUUCAGAAUUACUCAUUCAAAUUUUCACUCAUUUAGAUCCUAUAUAUCUUAAUUCAUUAAGACUUGUUUGUAAACAUUGGAAUUAUAUAAUUAAUGAUAAAGAAUUAUGGAUGAAAUCUUUCCAAUUAAGAUUCAAUAUCCCCAUUACAUCAUCUAGUUUCCCAUCAUUAUCACAAUCACUGAAUUGGAUGAAUGAAUAUUUCAUGAGAUUACAAGUCAAUAAAAACUGGAAACGAGGGAUAUCAAUACAUAAAACUUAUCAAAUCAUUAAUAAUGAACAUAGAUUUAAUGAUUUGACUAUGGUUGAUUUUGGUAUGAAUAAAAUUUUAACGUAUGAUAAACGAUAUAAUAAUAUCUCGAUUGGGAAAUUGUCUGAUGGGAAAAAUCAAGGGUUUAUACCUGGGGGUAAUAUUAAUGGAUUUCUGACUGAUGUAUUAUGUUUUGAUAUUAAUUGGAAUUAUUUGGUGAUAGGGACGAAAAAUGGGGAAAUAAUACUUAAGAAUUUGUAUACUUCAACAUCAUCAGUUUCCCAAAGAUCAAGUGUGACAAAAUUUGAUACAAUAGAUGAAGAAAGUCCCAUUAUGGAUAUUAUUAUGAAUAAAGAUGUAAUAAUUAGUGGGUCCUUUGAAGGGAUCAUAAAGUGUUGGGAUUUACAAGGCAAAAUUGUCAAAAAAAUUAACUUAGAGGAGGAAGUGAUAUAUAAUAUAUCAAGUGAUUUUAAAAAACAUAUAAUCGUCAAUACUGAUCGUCAUAUAUUUGUCAUUGAUUAUCAAACUGAAGAGAUUAUAUCAAAAAUUGAUUUAGGGUUUAUAAUCAAUGAAAAUGAAUCAAUAGAAUAUGAUUUGUUAAUAAGACUGAAAAAUAAAUUAGAUGUUGAUUAUGGAACUCAAAAAAUUAUUAUAUGUUACAAAUCAUUUAUUCGAGUGUUUUAUUUUGAUAACCACAAUUAUAGCCAUCGUGAAUUGAAAUUAGAAAAAGAUAUUGAAAUUAUAGAUUCACAUUUUCAAAUUGCUCCCCCCAAUAAGUUUUUCAACAGAAAUACAUAUGUAGUAGGACAAGAUGGAUUAUUGUAUGGUAAUUUAUUAUCUGAUGGCAGUGUAAUAAUUUGGAAUGUAAGAGAAGAUUCAUUAUUAAUCACUCCUAUUAUACAAAUUUAUCCUCAAUUAAAUCAUAAAAAAUAUUCUCAUGGACUUAAUCAUGCCAUAACAAGACAUAAUUUAUUAGAAAUCACAUCAUUUGCCAUGAAUGGGACCAUGAUAGCAAUUGGAGGGUAUAAUGGACUCACCAAUUUAUAUGAUGUUUUCACCGGGAAAUUUAUUAGAGAAAUAUCGGUUAAAUACCCAACAAGAUUUCAACACAUGCAUAAUUCUUUAGUACCAAUAACGUCAAUUCAAUUAAAUCCAAAUCAAAUCGAUAAUAAUGGAAUUAUUAUAUGUGGAGAUGCAGUUCAAUAUUUUGAAUUUGGUGAAAUUAAACAACCACCAGGGAAAUCGUCACAGAGAAGAGGACAACAACAACAACAACAACUUCAAAAAAGUUUAAAUAAUCGUGGUAAAAGUGAAUCAGUGAAGAAAAUUAGAGAUGGACUUGAAGAUUAUGAUGAAGAAAUAUAUCGACAAUUACAUACAGAUAAAUUAUUGGAUAAAUAUAAUGGGAAUAAAUAUGAAGAUGAAGAAGAAGAAUUAAUGAUGGCAUUAGCAUUGAGUGAAAGUAUGAAUAAUAGUCGAGAUGCCAGUGAAAUAUCAAUUAAUGAAUCGUUAUUAACACCAGACGAUAAAAGUCAACUAGAAGAAGAUGAACAAGAAAUGGAUGAAGAACUUAGAAGAGCAUUAGAACUUUCAUUAAUUGAACAUUAA
This is a messenger RNA of Candida albicans SC5314, 1986 nucleotides long. RefSeq names its product SCF ubiquitin ligase complex subunit. Gene Ontology annotation, molecular function: protein binding. Gene Ontology annotation, biological process: SCF-dependent proteasomal ubiquitin-dependent protein catabolic process. The transcript has a single exon. NCBI's taxonomy places the organism in Eukaryota, Fungi, Ascomycota, Pichiomycetes, Serinales, Debaryomycetaceae. The coding region runs from base 1 to 1986 and encodes 661 amino acids. Gene Ontology annotation, cellular component: SCF ubiquitin ligase complex. The record is from RefSeq and is a predicted model, not a curated record.